AUGGCGGCAGACCGCACUGGCACUGCAUCCGAAAGACUAAAGCAGAUACAGGGCAUUUUGCAGCAGGGCCACGAGAAGAAGGCAGAGGACAGGAUGUGGCCAGCACUCCCAUCUCGAGCUGGGUAUCUAGCACUGAAGAAUGGCCGACGGCGAAACGCACUCUCUCUUGCAGUACUGCGAGACCUUAGAGAUCAACUACACAGACACAAUACGUCACCUGUUGAUGGAAAAGUCCGAAUAUUACCACCAUUUAAGCCCGAAAUCCUCACCGACUUGGAGCAGGCGAUUAAGGAAGGCAAAUCGGAGGCAAAGGAUAGCUAUGGCUGGUUACUUGAUUCCAAGGCAUGGCAAGAGCACCGGCAAGGACUUCCCAGCGUGAUUGUAUUGCGCAGUGAAGGCCCGGUGUUUUCAUCUGGGCACGAUUUGGGAGAACUCAGAACGUUGAGCCAUGACAAGGUCAAAGAGACGUUUGCGUUGUGUGCAGAAGUCAUGUCAUUGAUUCGCCGGUCGCCAGCGCCAGUCGUCGGCGUCAUACAAGGGCUGGCUACUGCAGCAGGGGCACAACUCGCAUUGACUACCGACCUACCCAUCGCUUCUGCAUCCACGCAGUUCCGUCUACCGGGGGCGACAAUGGGACUCCCGUGUACAUCGCCAUCAACAGCCGUAUCUCGCAAACUCGGGUCAGCCUUCACAUACCGCAUGCUCGCACUGGCAGAGUCACAUCGAGCAGACCAGCUCCCUACUGGUGCCGUUGAGGUCGUGCAGAACGAAGAAGAGCUAGAGAAGCGUGUGGCUAUGAUAGUGUCCCAGUUGGCAGACCGUACCGCUGCACAGCCUCAGGCGUUGGGUAAGUGGGCAUAUUGGACGCAGCUGGGCUUCAACGGAGCCACAGGUGCUGGUGGAAAUGGAUAUGAAGAUGCUGUAGCCUGGACCGGACGAGUCAUGGCUCUGCAUGCCCGAUCUGAAGAUGCGAGAGAAGGCAUGAAUGCGUUCUUCGAGAAGAGAGCUCCCGAGUGGAAGACAUGA
Molecule: messenger RNA, 1026 nt
Organism: Exophiala bonariae
Lineage: Eukaryota; Fungi; Ascomycota; Eurotiomycetes; Chaetothyriales; Herpotrichiellaceae
Exons: 1
Coding region: 1-1026 (341 amino acids)
Molecular function (GO): hydro-lyase activity
Source: RefSeq, a predicted model, not a curated record